Bombina bombina (fire-bellied toad) is the source of this 2301-nucleotide messenger RNA. Its product is annotated as kinesin-like protein KIF20A. Gene Ontology annotation, biological process: microtubule-based movement. The transcript is spliced from 19 exons. NCBI's taxonomy places the organism in Eukaryota, Metazoa, Chordata, Amphibia, Anura, Bombinatoridae. The record is from RefSeq and is a predicted model, not a curated record. Gene Ontology annotation, molecular function: ATP binding; microtubule binding; microtubule motor activity. Gene Ontology annotation, cellular component: kinesin complex; microtubule; nucleus. The coding region runs from base 1 to 2301 and encodes 766 amino acids.
AUGUGCAAGGCAACUAAAGAUACUGAUCAAGUCUCUCAGCCACUGAAGGUUUACUUGAGAGUGAGACCCUUUUCAAAGGCAGAACUUGCAAGUAAUGAAUCUCAGGACUGUAUAGUAAUUGAAAAUGAAGAAACUGUAUCUCUUCAAGCACCUAAAGACUCUUCUGCAAUGAAAAAUUGUGAAAGGGGUAUUGGGCAGGCUGUACACAAGUUUACCUUUACUCAGAUCUUUGGACCUGAAACAAAACAGGCAGAUUUCUUUGAUGGGACCAUGAGGGACGUAGUAAAUGCUUUUGUUACUGGGCAGAAUGGUCUUGUGUUCACAUAUGGGGUGACCAAUGCUGGUAAAACGUUUACAAUUCAAGGUAGCCCAAAAGAUGGCGGUAUACUACCCAGGUCACUAGAUGUCAUUUUCAACCAUAUUGGAGGCAGACAUUACCCAAAGAUGAACUUAAAGCCCUAUCUUAGCAGUGAUGUCAUGAAACUAGAUGCUGCCCAGAUCAAACAAGAAGAAGCCAUGAAAGCUUCUUUACUCUCUUUAAAAGAGGUAAGUGUUGAUGAACGUGGGAUGAGAACUGUUAACAGCUCCAGUAACUUGUAUCGAAAUCUAUCAACCUCUUUGGAGAGAGUUUCAUCCAAGGGCUCAAUGUGUGCAUCGCUUAAUGGGGAUGAAAAAAAUGCCCAUCAGUUCUCGGCUUGGGUGUCCUUUUUUGAAAUCUAUAAUGAGUACAUUUAUGACUUGCUAGACCAGUUCCCAUCAUCAAAAAAUCAGAAGCGAAACACUUUAAAAAUCUGUGAUGACCAGUCUGGCUCUUCUUAUGUAAAAGAUUUGAAGUGGGUUAACAUCAAUAGCACUGCAGAAGCCUGCAAAAUAUUGCAUUUUGGAAACAAAAAUAGAAGUUUGGCAUCUACACGAAUGAACCAACAGUCAAGUAGAAGCCACAGUAUAUUUACCAUCCGUCUUCUUAAACUAAGUGCUGAGGAUGAUCCAAGUGUUCUUGGUGUGUCAGAAAUUUCUCUCUGCGAUUUGGCUGGAUCUGAACGUUGCAAUAAAACACAAACAGUUGGCGACCGAUUAAAAGAAGCUGGUAACAUCAAUAAUUCGCUUCUCAUACUUGGCAAGUGUAUUGGUGCUCUGAAGCAAAGUCAGAAUCCCAAAAAGACCAACUAUGUCCCUUUCAGAGAGAGCAAACUGACUCGUCUUUUCCAGCCUUUCUUUUGUGGUAGAGGCAAAGCUUGCAUGAUUGUGAAUAUUAAUCAGUGCGCUUCUACUUACGAUGAAACACUACACGUCAUGAAAUUUUCUGCAGUUGCUAAGCAAGUUGUUCAAGUGAUUCAACCCAGAAACUUUGAUUUCAUGGGCCCAAGAAUAGUUGGAAAAGAUGGAAAGGCCAUUCUAGAGAUUGAAGGGAAUCUGUCUAUUGAUGAACUUCUGUCUGAGGAUGAAGAGGAAAUUGAUGUUUCCAUCUUAAGUGCAGAUGAUCUACUAAAUAAAAUUGAAAGCUUAAGAGAUAAGUUAAUUGCUGAACGACAGAAUAAACUGGUUCUAGAACUGCAAAUAAGGAAAGAAAUGGGGGAAGCAAUGUAUCAGCAGAUGGUGGAUCUAGAUGAAACAUGGAGUAAACGUUUUGAAGAUCUAAAGGACACCUAUGAUGAGCAGUUGGAGAGUAGGCUAGAAAUGUAUAGAAAGGCAAUAAAGAACCAUGCCUAUCGUCAAGCAAUGGAAGACCUAGAGGAUAAUUAUGUCCCAUUAGAAGAAUUCCAACUUGAACAGGAAAAGGUUGAGGUUAGAGAGAGCAGAAUAAAAGAAUUGGAAAUGGCGCUUUCUAUAAUGAAAAACAGAGGUGAAUCUGAUGAAACUUAUCCAGAAUUUAUUACCACUUCAAGUACCUUGGAUGCGUUAUCUAGGAAAUGUCAGGAGAAGGAUAAGAUAAUCUCCACUCUAAAUGCUCAAAUUCAGACCAUGAAAGACACAGCUGCAUUAAAUGUAAAACAAUUCAAUGAUGAAAAUGAGAUGUUGAGGCAGCAUCUUAAGUUAAAGGAUCAGGAAGUGAAAGGCCUGCAGAGUAUAGCAGAACGUGCUCUUUUGCUUGAGGCUUCCGUAGCAGAUCUGCAGGAGGAACUUGAAAAAAGUCGAAAUCUCUUGUCUUCUACGGAUGGUUAUCAACCCAAACCUAAGAGAGGUUUGUUUUCUAAUCUUAAACUCACAAUGUCACCUGCUUCUAAGAACAAGAGCAAAUCCACUGAGAAGCAUGAAGAGACUCCGGCCACAACAAAAAGGUCACUGCGCUUUCGUAAAUAA